This is a messenger RNA of Cryptosporidium muris RN66, 1881 nucleotides long. Its product is annotated as RNA recognition motif. family protein. Gene Ontology annotation, molecular function: RNA binding. The record is from RefSeq and is a predicted model, not a curated record. The transcript has a single exon. The coding region runs from base 1 to 1881 and encodes 626 amino acids. NCBI's taxonomy places the organism in Eukaryota, Apicomplexa, Conoidasida, Eucoccidiorida, Cryptosporidiidae. Gene Ontology annotation, cellular component: ribonucleoprotein complex.
AUGGAUUGUGAAUGGAAAUAUCUGAAAGCAUCGUUUAAGUUUGAACAACUGCUCAUAUUAAAUUGUGAAUUGUGGUGUGUACAGCAGCCUCCUAAUAAAUUAUCUCAAAGUUCUUUAAGUAGUACCUUGUAUCCUAUAUCUCGAAGGGAUUCUUUUGAUGAAGUACGUAUAUCAAUGGAAGAUGGGAAGAAUUUACAAUUUAUAAUUCAUGUCUCCUGGGUAUCUAUUGAUAUUUGUUCUCUUUCAAUUUUAAAUGAAAAUGGUUUUUUAGCUAUUUUAGAGACAAAAUCUCUAUCUCCAAACUAUCUUUUAUAUUGUAAGCCUUGGAUUGAAUCUAACAAUAUGAAUGGGAAACUGAAUGAUUUGCCAAUAUUUAAUCUUAGUCAAAUUCACAUUUUACUUGGAUCUCUAUUGUACUGUUGUAAUUAUCUGGAUGAAUGUUGCUGCUCAGAAAUGGAUAAGAGAAUGAAUGUGACACUUAUUGGGUGGAAUAUUCUAAAAAUCCAGAAAUUACUUGGUAUAGAUGAUUUUGAUCGAAUGUAUCCCAAUAUGAAGUAUUGUCCUAAUAGCCUAAGAUCAAAGCUUAUUGGUGCUAUAGAUAUGGAUAAAUUUAUCAAAAUUAAUUUCUAUAAUUUCUAUCCUAAAAAUUUAGAUGCUGAUUUGGAGAUAUUUCCGAAAAUUUGCCGUGUAGCAGUAAAUUUGGGAAUAAUAAGGGAUACUACUUUAUCCAAUGAUGAUUCUGGAUCACUUAAAACAAGCAGACUUUGCUGCAGAUUAAUUGCAAAGAUUGUUUUACUACUUAUAAAGGAACCUUAUAAUGUUAAUUUUUCUUUACAGAAUACAUUAGAUUUAACUAGAGUAGACUGCAAUUUGGCAAAUCAUGUAUCUGCUAUAUCUAAUAUUAUAACACGGCCCGUUAUUCGCCUUAGAGGCUUACCUUGGAAAACAAAUAUAGGAGAUAUUGCACUUUUCUUAAGUCCAGUUUGUAAUGUGCCUUUUAAGAAUAUAAUUAUGUCAUAUGGUAGUGAUAAUAGAAUGUCAGGAGAAGCUUAUGUAGUGCUAUCUUCUAAGGAUGAUAUGAAGGUAUGCAUUUCACAAUUACAUGGAAAUAGGAUGGGAAAACGUUGGAUUGAGGUAUUACCAUCAUCUUAUGGAGAUUUCUUGGAGUGCAAGAAGAGUAAUGAAAUUUUUCAAAAAUUAUCUGAUAAAAUUCGCUUUUUAUCUAAUCCAUUGUUAGAUCAGGAUUCUGAAUAUGUAAAUAGACCUGUACUACGCCUUAGAGGACUUCCCUGGUCUACAACGGAAUUUGAAAUUGUACAAUUUUUCGAAACUGCAGGUGUUAGGAAUAUUUCAGUAGAUAAUGUUUUUCUAGGGUACACCACAAAUUCACGACCUUCUGGGGAAGCCUGUGUAGUUUUGCCUGAAUGGUGUAACCUCAACGAGGUACAAAGAGUUCUCAAUAGACGAGUAAUAGGAAAGCGAUAUAUAGAAGUCUUUAUCUCUUCUUAUCAGGAGGUCCAUUCUUUUAAAAAAUCAGCUAUGUCUCUUAAUAAAGGUAAAUCUCGACACAUUCAACGAAACUUUGAUACUCUAAGGGUAAAGGGUUUACAUUUCUGUAAUACUGAGGCUGAUUUUGUAUCUUUUUUUGGUGGAUGUCAAGUUACCGCAAUUGUUCCUAUUACUUCUGGAAUAUCUAGUACAAAGCAAUUUGGUCAAUUUUAUAUAAAAUUUGCAACUCAUGAAGAUGCAUAUAAAGCUCUUAAAAGCAAGAAUUUUGUUCUUAUUGAAGAUCAGUAUGUUGAAUUAUUUCCUGCUAAAGAGGAAGAAUUUAGAAAUGCAGUUAAUUCUAUUUGCAGCCAACGCUUAAAUAAGACAUACUGA